AUGGAUAUCUGCAUCAUAUCCUCAUGGCUUCUUUUUGUCACGCUUGCCUUCCUUCUUCUUUCUUUCAGAUACAAAAGAAUGGAACAACGAAAGGCGGUGUACAGACUCCCUCCUGGCCCAAAGAAGCUUCCCUUAAUUGGGAACUUGCACCAACUUGGCAGGCUGCCUCAUCACUCUUUAUGGCAACUCUCUCAAAAAUAUGGCCCUCUCAUGUAUUUAGAACUAGGGAGCGUGCCAACAGUCGUAGUCUCAUCUGCUGAGAUGGCCAGAGAAGUAAUGAAAACUCAUGAUCUCGACUUCUGCUCGAGGCCCCGUCUUGUUGCUACCAGUAAAGUUUCUUACAAUUGCUUGGAUAUCAGCUUCUCACCCUAUGGUGAAUAUUGGAGAGAGAUGAGAAAGAUAUGCAUCAUCGAACUUUUCAGUGCCAAGAGGGUGCAAUCAUUUCAAUUUAUAAGGGAAGAAGAGAUUUCACUAAUGAUCAAUAGCAUCUCCCACUCUUCAGCAACUCCUAUAAAUCUCAGUAAGCUGACGACGACACUGGCAAAUAAUAUAAUUUGCAGAGUUGCGAUGGGUAAGAAGUAUCAAGAAGGUGAUCAUGAGAAGGGUAUAUUUCACAAGCUUCUCCUCGAAGCACAGGCAUUAUUCAGCAGUUUUUAUAUUGCAGACUUCUUCCCAUCAAUAGGCUGGAUGGACAAGCUGACAGGACUUGCAGGUAGGCUCGAGAAGAACUGUGCUAUGCUUGAUGUGUUCUAUGAGCAGGUCAUCAGGGAGCACCUUGACCCCAAGAGGAUGAGACCCGAACAUGAAGACAUAGUUGAUGUAUUGCUUCGGUUACAAAAGGAUGGAAGCCAUCUAACGAAAGACCACAUAAAAGCAGUGCUAAUGGAUAUCUUCAUGGCUGGAACAGAAACAGCUUCGGCGACCUUAGUAUGGGCUAUGGCAGAGCUCGCAAGACACCCGAGACUGAUGAAGAAAGCACAAGAAGAAAUAAGAGCCUCUUUAGGAACUAAAGGAAAGGUGGAAGAAGGAGAUCUUCACCAGCUUCGGUACCUCAAGUCUGUGGUCAAAGAAACACUGAGGCUGCACUCUCCUGUCCCAUUACUGCUUCCUCGUGAGUCCAUAAGACACUCUAGGAUUCAUGGAUAUGAUAUCCCGCCGAACACAAGAGUGUUUGUCAAUGCUUGGGGGAUAGGAAAAGAUCCUAAAUCAUGGGAUGACCCUGAAGAGUUCAUUCCUGAGAGAUUCAUGGAUAGUUCUAUCGACUACAAAGGCCAUAACUUCGAGCUGAUACCAUUCGGUUCUGGUCGAAGAAUCUGCCCUGCACUGAAUUUGGGGACUUUGACAGUGGAGCUAGCACUUGCGAGUAUGUUAUACCAUUUCGACUGGGAAGUGCCUGUUGGGAUGAGCACAGAAGACAUUGACAUGAAUGAAGCGCCAGGACUUGUGGCACAUAAGAGUUCUCUUCACCUUGUAGCCAUAAACCACAUCAUGAAAUAGCCAUAAAUCAUGUAAGUUAUAGUGCCUGUCAUCUGCUCCUGUAAAAUUUGGUAAAAGAAGAGUUUGCAGAACCAAGGGAAGAUUAUGUGCACGAGAUUUUGUGAUUUGUAAAUAUCAUGGCUAGAGUUAGAAUGCUCUAAACACAGAGAAAAAUCUUUGCUUGGAA
Elaeis guineensis (African oil palm) is the source of this 1663-nucleotide messenger RNA. Its product is annotated as cytochrome P450 71A1. NCBI's taxonomy places the organism in Eukaryota, Viridiplantae, Streptophyta, Magnoliopsida, Arecales, Arecaceae. Gene Ontology annotation, molecular function: monooxygenase activity; heme binding; iron ion binding. The record is from RefSeq and is a predicted model, not a curated record.